AAAACAGCCAAACUGAUCAUUAGAUGUGAUUAUGCUUCGGGGGUCAUCAAUGGUGUUAUGAUAUGUUUCAUAAGGUUUCCCUUUUUUGUUUGCAUGUUUGAUUGUAAUUUUUUUAGUUUCUUUUACCCUUUGUAGGUUAUAAGUUGUUAUUCUUUUAAUGAAAUUCUUGUCAAAGAAAAAAAAACACACAACAAACAAAUGGAAAAAAAAAAAAACACUGUUAUAGCUUCUUCUAAAACCAACAAGAGUUGGCUCAAGUGGUUAAGUAUUUAAGUAGUUUUAAGGGAGGUUUCGAGUUUGAGCCCACCAAACACAGAUAACUCUCAUUAGAUGUAGUCGGAGCCGGACGGGGCAGAUAUUUUUUUUUUUUUUAAAAAAAAAAAAAAAAAAAAAAAAAAAAAAAAAAACCUUCUUCUAAGGUACGCCACGGAUGGGAAAUUGGGAAUACAAAAUGACACCCGCGCUUUUUCGAACCUAAACUUUCCCCACUCUCUGCACUCAGUCUCAGAGCAUACCCUCUUUUCUCCAUUUUCGUCUUCCAUUUUCUCUCUCCUCCAUUGCCAUUCACCAUUUGUGCUUCAAUCUACAAAUUCGCGCUUAAUUUCAAACUAAUUCUAUACCUCCACAACUCUGAUGAUGUUACUUGUCAGAAAACUAGGGUUCCUGAUUGUUUCAAUAGUCUUCAUCAACUAAUUUCGCAAACAAUUCGUUAGGGUUUGCAAUUUCGAUGGGAAAAAGACGCAAUACUGUUGUUGUUUUAUCGUCAGACGACGAUGAAUUCACCCCUGCUAGAAAAUGCUCAACUUCAAAUUCCAAGUCGAAUCCUAGAAAUUCAAAAUCUGCAUCGAAUUCAAAGUCUAGAAUAACUUCUUCUGUUAAAACGACGAUGGCGAAGAAGGCGCGACUCUCUCAAUCUCUUGCUUCUUCCGUUGAAUUGCUAUCAAAUUUUGAUGAGUUCAAAUUUUUUUCUGGAGAUUUGGCCGAGGAUUUUGCUGGGUGUAAGGUAUCUACUGAUUCUAGGAGGCUCGACGGGUUGGAGUCUUGGGUUGAUAAGUAUAGACCGCGUUCUUUGGAAGAGCUAGCUGUUCAUAAAAAGAAGGUGGAAGAAGUCAGAAUGUGGUUUGAGGAAAAAUUGAUGAUUCCAAAGCGAGGAUCCCAAAAUUAUGCUCUCCUCAUCACAGGCCAAGCGGGGACUGGAAAAUCUGCAACGGUCCGUGUUGUUGCAUCUCAAUAUGGAGCUGAAGUUUGUGAAUGGAAUACACCUACUCCUACAAUUUGGCAGGAGCAUGUUCAUAACUCGAAUGCAGGGGUACGUUACAUAUCUAAGUUGGAUGAGUUUGAGAAUUUUGCGGAGCGAGCUAGGAAAUAUGGGAUGCUUUCAUCAUCCCUUAAUAGGUCAAAGCAGCCCAUGGUACUCUUGAUUGAAGAUCUUCCCGUAGCAAAUGGAAGAAUUGCUCAAGAAAGACUUCUCAGCUGCUUGCAACUUCUUGUUAAUUCAGUACAAGUACCGACAGUGAUUUUGAUUACUGAUUAUAGUGUAGCUGACUCUGCUGAUGCUGGCAUGCGCUUUUGGGAAGAACUUUCUUCAUCUCUAGAGGGUGCUGGCGCCUGCAAGAUGGCUUUCAAUCCAAUAACAGUAAAUUCAAUUAAGAAGGUGCUUUCCAGAAUAUGUAAACAAGAAAAUUGCAACAUAAGCCGUGAGCAGUUAGAUUUGAUAGCCAAUGCAAGUGGAGGUGAUAUCAGACAUGCUAUCACGACUUUGCAGUAUGCUGGUCUGAGACAAGAGAAUAAGAAUCUUGUGACAACUGAGAAAUACACCUCUGAUUCAGAAGUUAAAGCUCAUGAUCAUGGUGAAAAGGAUGUUGAAUCAUCUCUGGCAUUUGGCAGGGAUCAAACACUAUCUUUAUUUCACGGCCUUGGGAAGUUUUUACACAACAAAAGAGACACUGAAUGUACCAUGUCACAUUGUGAAGAUGGAUUUCAUCUGAAAGAAGAAUUUACAAGAUUACCUUUGAAGAUGGAUGCUCCGGAAAAAGUUCUUUGUCAAGCAUAUGGGCAAGCAAGGCCAGUAGCUGAAUUUCUGCAUGAAAAUGUUUUAGAUUUUCUCAGUCAGGAAGCAAUUGAAGAUGCAUGGACUGUGGCAUCAUAUUUGAGUGAUGCUGACUGCCUUCUUUCCUCAGUUCAUCGAACUUUGGCUAGAAAUUAUGAAGCAGAAAAUGUUAUUCAAUCAGCUGCUGCCUCAGUAGCUGUGCGUGGGGUGCUCUUUGGAAAUGCUCAUCCUUCCCCUUCCAGGUGGCACUCUAUACGUCGCCCUAAUCUUUGGCAGGCAGAGAAAUCAACAAGGCGCAAUAUGCAUGAGAUGGAGAGGCAAAGGCUUGACCAUUGUUAUAGUAUAGGCUUGUCCAAUGUUUCUGUUAUCUGCACUGAUUAUAGGCCGGCACUUAAAUGGCUUGGUUAUAGAGCAUCUUCGCCUUUAAACUGUGCUAAUGCUAACAAAAGCUUAGUACAAGAUUAUUCACUUGAAGUUGAUGAACUUGAUCAGAUGAAUCCCCAAAAUCAAGCUAGUGACUUAACUGAUGAUGACAUUGAAGAAUGGUAAUUAUUAUUUCAUGGUUGUACCUGAGGUAGUCAGAAUCUGCCAUUAUUGGCUGUUUCUUUUUUCAGCUCAUACACAAUCAAUUUUGAAGCGAUCAUAUCUGGAGGAAGAAUCUCAUCGCAAAGCUUCAAGGGAAGCAUUGCUCUCUAUGAGGGAAAACCCGAAAGCAUUGCUACUUAUGUUUUGGUCUUGAGGAAGCAGGUCAUUAGUAAGUCCCGCACAUAUGGUUUUUGGGGGAUCUGGUUAAAAGAUCGGCCAGCACCCUAGAGGGACUGAGAAAAUAGAGUAUUGUAUUAUAAGUUGUAUAUAAAAUGAAAAUAUUAGGUUGAUCUGAUGGGGGAGUCACGUUUUGAUGACUUGUAUACAUCUGUGACCCAUAACUUAUGCAGAUGACAAGCUUGCAUGAAAAUUGAUGUGAUGCUAAUUAGAAUUGGAUGCGAUUGAUAUGUUU
Chenopodium quinoa (quinoa) is the source of this 3047-nucleotide messenger RNA. Its product is annotated as cell cycle checkpoint protein RAD17-like. Gene Ontology annotation, biological process: mitotic DNA replication checkpoint signaling; DNA repair; DNA damage checkpoint signaling. The transcript is spliced from 12 exons. The record is from RefSeq and is a predicted model, not a curated record. The coding region runs from base 728 to 2599 and encodes 623 amino acids. Gene Ontology annotation, molecular function: chromatin binding. NCBI's taxonomy places the organism in Eukaryota, Viridiplantae, Streptophyta, Magnoliopsida, Caryophyllales, Amaranthaceae.